UCACGCAGGAGUUCAAGAAAAGGUGUGAACCUAUAUUUUUGAGGAUGUGCGCGUUGAAGUGGUGCUGGUCUCUGAGUGUGCUCUUCUUUUCCUGCCUCAUUUGCCUCAAUAAGGGCUUUUAUUUGUCCAAUGAAGUGAAUGCAGAUGGAAGCGAUCCUCGGAUAGCCGAGGAAUCGCAGGAAAUGAUGCUACAGCAGCAGCAGCAAAUCCAAGAACAAUUGCUCAGAAAUGCCCGUUGGCGUGUACGAGACAUGAGCGGCGAUGAAAUGGAGGGCGUUGGAUUGCGGGUUCAGGAUGAUACCCAUAAACAGGAAGGUGAUAAUGAUGGUUUGGCCAUGAGGGAAGGAAGAGGGCUCCUGAAGCUUUUUGGGUUAUCCCCGCUGCAAUUCCUGCCCUUGCUCACCCCCUUGAAUAUAUUUGGCAAGACCUUCAACUCAUCUGGUCCGCGUCCGUUUACGCUGGAAAUUUAUUUGCCGGAGGAUAAAACUCUGCAUUUUGAUUCCGGCACCGAAGCUGCUACCGAAGCCGAGGAGGCUUUCACAACUGGAGUUUAUUCCGGGUCAGAGCGAGUAUACGAGAAAGAAACGAAGAACGCUUUGAGUUUUGAUGGAUCCCAGCCGGAUGAUCCGCAUCAAACCAGAAAAAUCCACCAGUCAUCGUUGAUGGAUUUUAACGCGGAUAUUCGAGACUCCAUGAUCGGAUUGCACACGGCUCUCACUGAGUUGAAGGAGAAGUUUGAGAAGCACGAUGUGCGAGAAAAGACAACUGCGAAUUCCCUGUUGAACUCUGUUCGCCGCAUUGCUUCAGCCACCAAGACCAUGGAAACAGUGGCUGUCAACUUGGGGAGAAUGGACGUCAGACUGGCCAACUUGGAGCGCAUGAUGACUCAGCAAGAAGAAAAGCAAAUCAACCAAAUAUCCAAGAUGUCGCAAGCGAUCGAAUCGUUGGUCGUGGUUGUCAAUGCUAGACUACCGGAGUCCAUUUCCGCAAGGUCUUCUGCUCAAAUGACUGCUGAUCUGAGCCAGAAGAUCAACAGCAUUGAGACAAAGCUCGACAACAUUCAGAAUCUGGCGGAAAAAGAAGCAUCCGCCGCAUCGAGGACAGCAUCACCCGACUCUGACGUUUCCGCGACCUUGCGAGACGCCCGCAACGACAUCGCCUUCAUCAAGGACGAAGUCGUCAUCAUCAACGACGCCUUGAAGACGUCGGCCGUAGUGUCGUCUUCCGGCGGAGCAGACCCCUCGAAAGUGCUGGAAGAAAUAGCCGGCCUCAAGUCCAAACUGGCCACGGUGUCCAGUGGCCUGGACGACCAGGGCAAGCGGAUCGCCCAGCUCUACGACGACUCCACGGAACUGAUGGAGGCCCAGUUGUCCAAGUUGAUGGAGUUGGAGAAGAAUAGUUUGAAGCAAGGCGGGGUGUUGGUUGGGAUGGCCGAGCAGACCGAGUCCAUCUUGUCCGCACUCCCGGCCCACAAUGAAACCAUCGUGGAACUCAACAAGCUCAGGUACGGCGUUGAAAGCACAGGAGAAAUCAGCAACAAAAUAAUUUCUUUACUGUCCACAAAACCUGCAAACAAUGGCGAUACGGGCUCAGAUUCACACUCUUCUGAGGAGGUCUCUGAGCAGUUGGAAGAACUUCAACAAAAUAUUACCAAGGGAUACAAAGAGUUGAGCAAUGACGUGAAAGACCUCGGAAAAACCAGCAAGGUUUUACUCUCGACGGCCGAUGACAUCUUGUCGAUCAGACGCAGUGUCGAAAUUGCGGUUCAGAAGAUCAACUUCGAGAUGGGGACUCUCAUCAAAACCCGAUCGGAUGACAUUAAAUCCUCAGUGCUGGAGGAAAUCGACGAAGCCAAGUCGCAGCUUUUGUUCAAGCUCUCGGGUCAGCUGAAGAAUUCUACGACGAGUAUUCAAGAGGAAGUUAGCCAAGUGUGGCGACAGAUUGGGAUUUUAUACAGUCAAAUGACUUCGUCUCAGGCCAUGUUGGAGACUGUGAGGAAUCAGACCACCAGCUAUGUCGACGGUAGUCUCAGUCAGGUGGGAGAGAUGAACUCGAGAGUGGGACAAGUGUCGACUCACAUGGCUGAGGUCCAAGACAAUCUCAACUACCUGUUGGGAAGGCUGUCGCUGGUCGCAUCCGAAUUUUCCCGCAUGAAGAACACUGUUGGCGAUGAAUUGCAGAAUAUCAGAGCCGACUUUGGGAAGAUCAAAUCCGGAAAAGAUUUCGAAGAUGGGGAUUCGGAUGAAGACAAAGGACCGGGUCCAUUUCCUAUUAUUGAAGCACCGGAUCAAGUCCCGUCUGUUGACCUGAAUACGCCAGAUUCCUUGCCGAUCAUGAUGGAUCGUAAUGGGCCUGCGGGCGUUGAACCCUUCUGUGUUCGUCCUGGUGGAAGAGUUGCGCGGCCUCGUGGUCGACGCGGGGCGACAGGAAGCGUCGCACGUCGGUUCCGAGCACCUGAUAUGCCCAUGCAGCCUGCGAUGCGUCCCCCUUUGGCUUUACGUGGUGCUGUUCGUCUCCCAUGUGCCGGUCCAUCGAUGCCGACCCCAAAGAAAGAUCUUUCCAACCUUUCUUUCAUGCCUCCUCCACCAAUGCAGUAUAUAAGCGCAUUUUCGGAAGAAAAUGUCAAGAAGAACCGCCUUCCGCGUCCACCCUUCCCCGACGAAACAUACCGCAUGUUCGGCAAUAUUUACAACAUAGACGACGCCAUAGUCAAACCCUUGGAAGUUCAGAAUAUAAAACGAUUGUAUCCACAAAACUUUGACCACAAGAAAGAACUGAAGAAGCUAAAUUGCUCUAUUCUAGUCAAUUUACUGGAUCUUUUGGACAUCCUUGCACGUUGCCCGGAAGCUCCAAAAAGGAAAGAGAAAAUCGAGGAAAUAACCCUUUUAUUUUUGCACAUGCAUCAUCUUGUGAACGAAUUCCGACCGCAUCAAGCUCGUGAAUCUCUGAAGGCCAUGCUCACGCAGCAGAGAGAGCAACGGACAAGCAUGGCGGAGAGCUUCGACCGUCAUGUCGACCGAGUACUCGAUAUUCUACGGCAAACCCUUGCAAUGAUUCCGUCGAUUAGUAGGAAGGCCCUAGAAAACGGGAAAGCGAGAAAUUUGCCACCAGAAUCGCAUGCCCUCGCGAAGUUGAGAAUCGAGAAGACACCUGACAAUGGAACAUGCAUUCCGCACGAUAAAAUAAUGUGCGAUUUCAUUGAUUCACUCCAAAGUUAA
Messenger RNA from Notodromas monacha, 3218 nucleotides. Lineage: Eukaryota; Metazoa; Arthropoda; Ostracoda; Podocopida; Cyprididae. The record is from the annotation of a GenBank genome assembly.